AUGUCUGAAAAUGGAAUGAUUCAAAAAGUAGACCUCUACCAGAUUUGGGAACAAGAAGAAUUCCGUCAGAUUUUACCAUUUAAAGAGUACAUAUUUGAUAUGCUGAUACAUCUAGAUAUCGUAUCCGAACAACGGAGAUAUGAUACUAAAACAGGAAGUCGUCUACCAUUAGAAAACUUCUUUGUACCCUGUAUGCUUACACAAAGAAAUGAUACAGAUUACUUGACACAAGAAUGUACACCAGAGAGGACUCUCAGUUUGGCCUUUGUUUUCAAAGGAACCAUCAUACCUCCAGCCUUACCAAACCGUCUAAUAUGUGCAUGUCUGAGUAUGUGGACAUUAAAAGAAUACCAAGGACGGAAACUUAUGUUUUCGGGGUUUGUUGGGUUAUCAUUUGAUAAAGAGCAUGAUAUUGUUGUCUGUGUAGAAGGAAAUAAGAUCUUUUUGCACCUAGUCCACAAGCGCUCCAAGGGUUUGAUAAUACCUGAUAUAGCCACCAGUGUCCGGGAUUGUUUGUUUGUUACUUUGGAGAGAAUAUCCGAAUUUUAUCAGUCAACUAUCCAUUGUAAAGCCAACAACAAGUUACCAUUCCACACUGAGUAUUCCUGCUCAAAAUUAAACUGUUUUACUCCAGAAGAAAAUAUGGUUGUAGAUACAGAGGAAUGUCUUUGCGAACAUGGUGAAAACAUUAAACACAACUGGAGAGUUUGGAAUCAGAAACUGGAACAAAUGCAGUGUGAUCCUAGUUGUCCAGGUUUGAGUGAAUAUUCUUUAGAUCAAAUUCCAAGUAACCCCGAGUUGCUUCGUCUUUCCUGUAAUUGUGAGGAAGACUUGAUACAUGAAUUAGCACUUCGUCUUGGAAUGGAAGAGAUAGAUUGGAGAGAUAUUGGCAAGAAUUACACAGGAAAUACACAGAUGGUCAAGUUUUUGACACUUAUUCACUUGAAAGAGAAUUAUUCAAUAUGUUUUGGAGAUCUAGAUAAAAGUUUGCAAGAAAUGAAAAUAACAACACACACAUUAUGCAUGGUCAGGAGAAGAAAACAAGUUAAAUCUAGAAUUUCCGACGACAUAUUAGAUUGUAUCCCUACAGAUGAAAUUUUAGACAAGCUAGCACCACAGAUUGGAAAAAUGGUUUUUCAACUUGGAACAGAACUCGGAUUGUCCAUAGCGGAUUUAGAAAAUAUCGACAAAUGUAGUACCAAUUUGACAGCCCAAAAUAAGGAAGUUUUAUUUACUUGGAGAAAAGACAGAUCAGUAAAACCUACAAUACGGGUCAUUAAACAAGCUUUAGUUAAUAUAAGAAAGGGUGUACGUUGUUUAGAGGAGGUUGUGAAGAACAUAGAUGCAAAAACAUUAAGAGCUGUGGAAAAAGUUACAGAUAAAAUCAGAGAUAAUGCAGACAAAAUCAUACAGGACAUACAAACCAGCCAAAUUUUAGACCAUAUGAUGGCACAUCUGGUGAUAUCAGUAGAUGACAGACGUCGUAUUGAACAACAAGCUGGACAAGAUGAUCAGAACAAAGCAUUGCUGGAUAUUGUGAGCAAGAGGAGGGAACCUGCUUACAGUGUGUUUGUUGAUGGAUUACGUAUUUAUGGAUACGAAGAUAUCGCUAAUGAUUUGAAAUGUGAUUUCAGUCCAAGUCCAACAUCAGCAUCUGCGGAAAAUGAAGGCUUAUCAGUUUGGAAUUUUCCAUUAUAUAAAGUUCGUCUACAAAAGAACUACCUCAAGGUCAUCACUGAUAUACAACACGAGAACAUAGUAGAUCAUCUAAUAUCAAAAGAGGUAUUGUCAGUUGAUGAUGGGAAGAAGAUAGAAUCUGGUAAAACCCCACAGGAAAAGAACAGGAAUUUAAUGGACAUGCUUUUGCGUAAAAAUGAACAGGGAUUUAAUGAAUUUCUCAAAGCCCUACGAAAAGACUCAAUUUAUGCAGAUCUAGCAGAUCAAAUAGAGAAGACAGAAGUUACUAGCACGGAUAUGGCAACCCUUAAUAAAUGCACAAAAUGAAAGAAAAACUUUAUACAACAAGUUAAAGACAGCUAAGACACACACAUGUAAACAAUGAAUAGAAGGAGGUAUUGUCAAUCCAAUGUUCAAUGAUUUGGUCACUUAAACCGCUAAGACAAACACAUGUAAACAAUGAAUAGAAGGAGGUAUUGUCAAUCCUAUGAUCAAUGAUUUGGUCACUAAAACCAUCAAAGUGAAUGAAUAACAAUAUAUUAUUGAUAACAAUAUUUUAUAUUAAACAUAUGUCAUGUGUGAGUGUCAUGCUUGGCAAGAAAAAAGAUAAAAUAUGUACCCCUUUUACGAGUAUUCAUUCCUGUAAACACAAAUCCCCAUACGAGUGUUCGUUCCAUAACAGAUAUGUUAAUUAUGAAGCAGUCAUGACAUAUUUUAUAUUCAUAUAAAAUAAUUUUAAUGUAUCUUAAUAUAAUUAUUCGGAACCAGUAAUUGGAAAGUUCAUAUGCACUACUGUUUUUUCAAAGGUCAAAACAUAUGGCUGUGCGGUAUAUUUUCAACAUUUAUAUACCUCAAACUUCCAAGAAUUUAAACCUACAUGUAUACUAAAAUUAUGUACUUCCUCUCACUUAACAUUUGGUCCUUCUCAGAAUUUAAUUUUGCCGCUAUCCAUGUGAAUUCAUACUGGUAAAGUUCCCAAGAUGUGUCUCUUU
Molecule: messenger RNA, 2669 nt
Organism: Mytilus trossulus (common blue mussel)
Lineage: Eukaryota; Metazoa; Mollusca; Bivalvia; Mytilida; Mytilidae
Exons: 7
Coding region: 1-2004 (667 amino acids)
Biological process (GO): regulation of apoptotic process
Molecular function (GO): protease binding; death domain binding
Source: RefSeq, a predicted model, not a curated record